AUGCUUGCAAACGAGGUGCCGGCAAAUCGCCGUCUUUUACAAUGUGCCAGUGCUAUCUUCUGGUGUUUGUUAUCUGGUGGUCCAAUCUUUGGAUUCGCUGCAUUGAAACCCGUCUUGAUCCGAGAGAAGGUCUACGAAAGCGUUUGCGACAUCUCCAUCAAUGGCACCACAUCUGGUUGGGGUCAGACCUUGGUGAUGGACCCAGAAAAGUUUGGAUCUUUGACAUUGUCUUUGGUCAAGGGCAUUGUGACUGUCGCCGAAGAAGAAUCCGUGGCCAAAUGCACUGAUCAGGACUUGAAGUUGAACAUGAUGUUCACGGUGGGUGCCAUGUUGACCAAUGUGUCUGCUAUUGUCAUUGGUAGAAGUUUGGAUCUUUUUGGACCCAAAUUUUGUGGUCUUGUUGGCGCUGGUUUCCUCUACCUUGCAUGUGCUAUUUUUAUUUUCAGUAAGACCAUUGAGGCAUCACCAUUAUUGUCUUUCAUUGACCCAUACUUAGUUGGAUAUGGAUCUAUGGCUCUUGGUGGUCCAUUCGCCUACAUGUCUUCCUUCCAGUUGUCGAAUUCGUUCCCUUCAAAAUCUGGUACAAUCUUGGCUAUCAUCACUGGUGCAUUUGAUGCUUCUUCUGCUUUAUUCUUGGUUUACAGAAUCGUCUACAACGCUUCUAAUCAGACGUUUACUCUUGACCAGUUUUUCAAGAUCUACCUUUUAGUGCCUACUUUCAUCACUAUUAUGCAGAUUGUCCUCAUGCCAACCGAUUCUUAUAAAACUGCUCCAGACACCACUUUGUGUGUUAAUGACUCAGCUGAAGUGAUCGAAGCUGCCACUGAAACUGACGCUUUAUUAGCUUCUGAAGUUGCUCACCAUCCACCAGCUACUGGUAGAAGAGACUCUAUUGGUGACGCCUUGAAGCAGCCAUAUGCUACCGAGGGAGAAGAAUUUUUGGUUGAGCACUCAGGUGGUAUUUUCGGUAUCUUGCACGGUUACUCUGCCAAGUAUCAAUUGAAGACUCCAUGGUUUUAUUUGAUGUGCUUGUUUGCAACAAUUCAAAUGUUGAGAUUGAACUACUUUGUAGCUACAGUUGGUACUCAGUACUCAUACUUAUUACACUCUGUAUCCAAGGCUACUCUUUUGAACAGAUUUUUCGAUAUUGCCUUGCCUCUUGGUGGUAUCAUCUCGAUUCCAUUUGUUGGUAUCUUCUUGGAUUACUGCUCCACUGUUGUUGUGUUGACUGUUCUUCUUCUCGUUUCCCUUCUUAUAGGUGUUCUUGGCCUUCUUCCAAGCUUCUACGCCGGUUUACUCAACGUGGCCAUUUUUGUUGCCUACAGGCCAUUUUUCUACACUGCUAUCUCCGACUUCUGUGCUAAGGUCUUUGGUUUCGACACUUUCGGAACUGUUUAUGGCUCCAUCAUCUGUAUCUCGGGUGUUGUUAACUUCUUCCAGUCCACUUUGGAUAAACUCACUCACACUACAUUCAAGAUGAACCCAACACCGAUCAAUAUUGUUUUGGUUUUGACUACCUUGGUUAUUGGAACCAUCACGAUUCUUUACGUCAAACAGCAAGCUGGCCACUACAUUUCCACGGGAAAGGCAUACUUCUGUACCGUUUUGUCGGCAUUUGCAAUUGUCAUCUUGUCUGUGAUUGGUUAUUUGUUCAAGAUCGGUCAUGAGUCUAUGAUGGGUUCCACCAGCGACCCAGAAGAUGGAGACGCCGUGGCUCACACUGUGUUUGGAGCUGUCUUUGUAUACUUAGCAUUCUUUGUUUUUUGUGGCUCACAAGUCUAUUUGAUUCAGAGAGAAAACAGAAUUAAGUUGUGA
This is a messenger RNA of Sungouiella intermedia, 1815 nucleotides long. NCBI's taxonomy places the organism in Eukaryota, Fungi, Ascomycota, Pichiomycetes, Serinales, Metschnikowiaceae. The record is from the annotation of a GenBank genome assembly.